AUGUUGGUGAACUACUCUAGUGCCACAGAAUUUUUUCUGGUAGGCUUCCCUGGCUCCAAAGAACUACACCACAUCCUCUUUGUGACCUUCAUCUUCUUAUACUCAGUGACAAUACUAGGGAACAUGGUCAUCAUCAUCACAGUCUGUGCUGACAAGCGCCUGCAGUCUCCCAUGUACUUCUUUCUUGGCCACCUCUCUGUCCUGGAGAUACUGAUCACAUCUGUUGCUAUCCCUUAUAUGCUCCAGGGACUGCUUCUCUUACAGAGCCAGAUAAUAUCUCUGUCUGCAUGUUGUGCACAACUGUAUCUGUUUUCUUUGGGAAGCUCAGAGCUGGCAUUAAUAGGAAUGAUGGCUGUGGACCGUUACGUGGCUGUCUGCAACCCUUUGAGGUACAGCAUCAUCAUGAACAACCAGACUUGUAUCUGGAUGGUGAUUGUGUCAUGGGUGUUUGGGUUCCUCUUUCAAAUAUGCCCUGUCUAUGCCACAUGUCAGCUUACUUUCUGCAAAUCAAAUCUGUUAGAUCAUUUUUACUGUGACCGAGGCCAGUUGCUCAAACUAUCCUGUGAUAACACCCUUUUCACAGAGUUUAUUCUUUUCUUAAUGGUUUUUAUUAUCAUUGGUUCCAUGAUCCCUACGAUUGUCUCCUAUACCUACAUCAUCUCCACCAUCCUCAAGAUCCCUUCAGCUUCUGCUCAGAGGAAAGCCUUCUCCACCUGCGCCUCCCACUUUGCCUAUGUUGUCAUUGGCUACGGCAGCUGUUUGUUCCUCUAUGUGAAACCCAAGCAAACACAGGCAGCUGAGUACAACAGGGUGGCCUCACUGCUGGUGCUGGUGGUGACUCCCUUUCUGAAUCCUUUCAUCUUCACUCUUCGGAAUGACAAAUUCAUAGAGGCCUUUAGAGAUGGAAUGAAACGUUCAUAUCAACUUCUCAAGCAUUAGCACUGUCUCCUCAUCUUCUCUGUACCACUCCAAUUUUGGUAUAUGUGCUGCAGGAGCUAGCAUGUGGCACUCUCUUAAGGACCAUCAU
Nannospalax galili (Upper Galilee mountains blind mole rat) is the source of this 1027-nucleotide messenger RNA. RefSeq names its product putative olfactory receptor 9A1. The record is from RefSeq and is a predicted model, not a curated record. Lineage: Eukaryota; Metazoa; Chordata; Mammalia; Rodentia; Spalacidae. Gene Ontology annotation, cellular component: membrane. Gene Ontology annotation, biological process: G protein-coupled receptor signaling pathway. Gene Ontology annotation, molecular function: G protein-coupled receptor activity; olfactory receptor activity.